AUGGAAUCUUCCUUUACCAUUACAGCACCAGCUAUUUCGAUUGCGUCGAGCAUCUAUAGCUGCGAGUCUCUCCCAAGCCUAAUCAAUACAAGCUCUUCGCCCGCAAGUGAAGUGCCAACUGCAUCCGCGACAUCGAGCGUCAGUGAUUUCGAGUUGCGCCCCAAUCUACUCAAGAUGAACUCUUCUUCAAGGGCUGCAUCACCUCCAUCAAGCCUCAACAACUACAGGUCGCCCCCGAGUUCGAUCAACCUGAGCACCUCCUCGACGGCUGUAUCGCCGACUGAAUCGAUGGAAGCGAACCUCAACAGCUACAAAUCGCCCCCGAGCCUAUCAAGUAUCCUGCCUCAUCCCAUCAAACUCCCGAUAUCUCGCCCAACAAUUCCCGAAGAAAAUUUCCUAAAGGGCAGUUUCCAAGACAAGUGCUCCUUCCCCAUCGAGACAAACGGCGCAAUCCGCUGCAAAAGCUGUGGCGAGAUGCCCCGUGUCAUCUUCAGAAUUCGCCAGGCCUUUGGGUGCGGACACACCCUCUGCAGCGGAUGCAUCAACCGAGCGGUCCUCAGUAACCCUGGAAAGUCGAAGAGCUGCCCGUGCUGCGGCGCGACCUGGAUCAAAAAUGUUGAGUUGCAGCAAUCUUCUUCAACGGCUCCGCCGUUCCAGCCAGCCGUGGUUGGGAAGGACACUUUCUGGACGCGAGUCUUCGGAUCAUUUAUGAGUCGUCAGCGACAAUAA
Molecule: messenger RNA, 729 nt
Organism: Aaosphaeria arxii CBS 175.79
Lineage: Eukaryota; Fungi; Ascomycota; Dothideomycetes; Pleosporales
Exons: 1
Coding region: 1-729 (242 amino acids)
Source: RefSeq, a predicted model, not a curated record